AUGAAAUGCAGGUCGCAUUGCGGGACGAGAGUCAAAUUGCAAGUCAACUUCCCUGCAAAUUUGACCGCCAAAUUGUGGACGGUCGAAAUGUCGAAUUGCGAGAUCAUCCUCGAAGGAGCUGAAGGAGAACCGGAACAGAGAUUGGAGAUCCUUGAAAUUCAUGAAAGACCCGGAAAGUUCAAGAGAGCCUUGCCAGCGCUUCCGUUGCCCCUUGCCAUCAUUUUCUGCAUAAUCAAUUUCGUUUUGCCUGGAUUCGGUACGAUCUUCGCGGGAACCUACGCGAGAUUGAGCAGCAGAGACACGGAACAAGUCCGAAUCUUGUCAUCCACGGGCGCAGCCAUGACAUCAUCGGCAACGAACAAUGCGCAAACCAACGACUCGCCGAUUAUACAGGCACCUCCCGUGCCGCCAUUGACGAAGCAGGAGAAGUUCAGUCUCAAUAUCGGAGCAGGAAUCCUUCAACUUCUCGGCACUCCGAUUUUCCUCGUCGGUUGGAUUUGGAGCAUCAACUGGGGGAUUGUUCUGAUCUCUCUUUCCAUGCAAAAGCGGAUGGAAACCGCGAAGAACACGGGAGAAGCAGAAUCAAACAACGCGUCACUGCUGGCUGAAACAGGGAAGACUUAAAAUAUUGAAAGAAUCAGCGGGACUGCAAAGAAAUUUGAAUCAUUUAUCUCCUCUACAAAGAGUUAUCGUCGCAAAAACCUGAAAUUCCGAGCUUGUUUGUUUCGCGGAAACGCGAUGAUCGUCUGCGUAUAUUAAAAUGAAGUGUGAAUUGCGCGAUUUUUGUUUUGUUUUGGAUAACACAUGAAUGUCGUUUUCUAGAUUGUGGAAGAAUGCUUGACGUAAUGAAAAUGAAAAGCCUACAUUUUCCCUGAAAUUUUUGUGGAGCCAUGACGAAAUCGGUUUUUACGUUUUUUUGAGGAACUGCAUGACAACAUACGCAGCAAAUAAAAUUACUUUCACCCUUAGGAGAGCGUCA
This is a messenger RNA of Notodromas monacha, 979 nucleotides long. The record is from the annotation of a GenBank genome assembly. NCBI's taxonomy places the organism in Eukaryota, Metazoa, Arthropoda, Ostracoda, Podocopida, Cyprididae.